Messenger RNA from Rubroshorea leprosula, 1489 nucleotides. The record is from the annotation of a GenBank genome assembly. NCBI's taxonomy places the organism in Eukaryota, Viridiplantae, Streptophyta, Magnoliopsida, Malvales, Dipterocarpaceae.
GGGAAGCACCGUGGUGGUUCACGCCGGAGCGAAGCCAAUACAGAGCGAGUCAACCGGACCGGCGAACGUCUCUAUAAAUCUCGCUCCACCUCUCUCUCUCUCUCUCUACCUCGCCAUUCUUUCCUCCUCUUCCUUUUCCUUCACGGCAACAUAUCUCAUCGGGAUGGAUACCUUCCUCUUUACUUCUGAAUCUGUGAAUGAGGGCCAUCCCGACAAGCUCUGUGACCAAGUCUCAGAUGCCAUCCUUGAUGCCUGUCUACAACAGGAUCCAGAAAGCAAAGUUGCCUGUGAGACCUGUACCAAAACUAAUAUGGUUAUGGUCUUUGGUGAGAUCACGACAAAAGGUAAGAUUGAUUAUGAGAAGAUAGUUCGAGACACCUGCAGAGGUAUUGGAUUCACAUCUGCCGAUGUUGGGCUCGAUGCUGACAAUUGCAAAGUCCUAGUCAACAUUGAGCAACAGAGCCCUGAUAUUGCCCAAGGGGUUCAUGGUCACCUUACCAAGAAACCUGGGGAUAUUGGUGCUGGAGACCAAGGUCAUAUGUUUGGGUAUGCCACAGAUGAAACAUCCGAGUUUAUGCCUCUUACUCAUGUCCUUGCCACUAAGUUAGGUGCCAAGCUUACUGAAGUGAGAAAGAACAAGACAUGCCCUUGGUUAAGGCCCGAUGGUAAAACCCAAGUGACUGUUGAGUACACGAAUGAGGGUGGAGCCAUGGUCCCUGUUCGAGUUCACACUAUUCUCAUUUCAACUCAACAUGAUGAAACUGUCGCAAAUGAGCAGAUUGCCCAGGACUUGAGAGAGCAUGUCAUUAAGCCUGUUGUCCCAGCACAGUUUCUUGAUGACAACACUAUUUUCCACCUCAACCCUUCAGGUCGAUUUGUUAUUGGUGGACCUCAUGGAGAUGCAGGACUCACUGGCAGGAAGAUAAUCAUUGAUACUUAUGGUGGUUGGGGUGCACAUGGUGGAGGUGCUUUCUCAGGGAAGGAUCCGACCAAGGUGGACCGCAGUGGUGCAUACAUUGCCAGGCAAGCUGCAAAGAGCGUGGUGGCCUCAGGGCUUGCACGUCGCUGUCUCGUCCAGGUAUCAUACGCCAUUGGCGUACCGGAACCAUUGUCAGUUUUCGUGGACACAUACAAGACAGGAAAGAUCCCAGACAAGGAUAUUUUGGGUUUGAUUAAGGAGAAUUUCGACUUCAGGCCAGGCAUGAUCGCCAUCAAUCUUGACUUGAAGAGGGGAGGCAACUUCAGGUACCAAAAGACUGCUGCUUAUGGUCAUUUUGGACGAGACGAUCCAGACUUCACUUGGGAGGUUGUUAAGCCCCUCAAGCCUUAGGCUUAAGUGAAGCUUAUUCUGUGGCUGGAUAGAUUUUCAGCAAAUGGUUAUUAUCGUAGCCAUCGUUCUCCUAAACAGAUUAAGAAUAAGGAGAAACAAGCUUAGUUGAUUCAAUUUCAAUUUUAAAUAUUGUUUGAGAUUGCCAAGUUACAUUUCCAU